This is a messenger RNA of Physella acuta, 2887 nucleotides long. RefSeq names its product DNA replication licensing factor mcm4-A. Gene Ontology annotation, cellular component: nucleus; MCM complex. The record is from RefSeq and is a predicted model, not a curated record. Gene Ontology annotation, molecular function: ATP binding; ATP hydrolysis activity; single-stranded DNA helicase activity. Gene Ontology annotation, biological process: mitotic DNA replication initiation; DNA strand elongation involved in DNA replication; DNA replication. NCBI's taxonomy places the organism in Eukaryota, Metazoa, Mollusca, Gastropoda, Physidae.
AAUGCAUGGGUUACCAUCAAGCCAGAUAAUUAUUUUGCAACAAUACAGAACUAGAAUCUAUCUAAUAUAUAAUAAUCUAAAUUCCAAAGAAUUCUAACAGUGUGUUAUCACAGUUUUGAAAGCCACUGCUUGUUAAUUUUACACAUCUGUGUGUGUUGGAAUAGUAUUUUGAAAUGUCAUCGCAAACUCCAUCUACACCUAGCAGGAGAAGCAAAAGGGGAAGAGGGACUGAAGCAGGCAGUCCAGAUGGAUCUGAUAAUCAACCACCACAAACCCCAACACGACGCUCAUCUAGAUCAACCACUAGCACUCCAACAAGAUCCAGCACGAGAAAGUCCCCAGGUAACAGAAGCGAGCUGUCAUCUCCUCCUUCUCAGCGUCGCAGGAUUGAAGCUUCCUCCCCUGGUGAUGAGCUCGGGCCCCUGGAUUCUUCCUCUGUGACAGGAGCAGCUGAUGAUUCUUUUGUUACUAGUCCGAGGGGAGUGCCCACCAGUGAAAUAGAUCUGAGCUCCCCACUAAACUAUGGCACACCUGGCUCACAGGGUACAGGUAUUGGAACCCCAGCCGUGGGGGCCACGCCCAUCAGACACAGACCUGAUGUACGAAGUGACAGAAAACUAAGACAGGUGGCCAUUGGUGGAUCUGAACCUCCAUCUGAAACUGACAGGAGUGAGGUAGCCAGUGAUAUAAAUGUGGCUGGACCCCAGCUGGUCAUCUGGGGAACAGAUGUGGUGGUCAGUCACUGUAAGGAGAAGUUCAGAAGUUUUAUCAUGAGGUAUGUGGACACAAGCAUGGCUGAUGAUGAGCAGUUCUCAGGCAUGGAUGUGGACCAACCUUAUUAUCUGCAGAGAAUGGAUGAGAUCAAUGCUAUUGGAGAACCAUUCUUAAAUGUCAACUGUUCUCACCUGCGUGAGUACAAUGCUGAACUCUACCGUCAACUCAUCUGCUACCCGCAAGAAGUGAUCCCAACAUUCGACAUGGCCAUCAAUGAAAUGUUCUUUGAGCGUUUCCCCACUGCCACGCUGGAGCACCAGAUCCAAGUUAGACCAUACAAUGCAGAGCACACUAAAAAUAUGAGAUCACUCAACCCUGAAGAUAUUGACCAGCUGAUAACUAUCUGUGGCAUGGUUAUCAGAACGUCCUCCCUUAUCCCUGAAAUGCGUGAGGCUUUCUUCCAAUGCCACGUUUGUCAGAACACAACCACGGUUGAGAUUGACCGUGGUCGCAUCGCUGAGCCAACCCUCUGUACCCACUGUAACACAAAAUAUUCGUACCAGAUGAUUCACAACAGAUCUCAGUUUUCUGAUAAACAGAUGAUCAAGAUGCAGGAGUCCCCAGAGGACAUGCCACCAGGUCAAACACCUCACACUGUCAUCCUGUACGCCCACAAUGAUUUGGUGGACCGUGUCCAGCCUGGUGAUCGUGUGACUGUGACCGGCAUCUUCAGGGCCGUCCCGCUCAGAGUCAACCCUCGCCAGAGGAACGUCAAGUCUGUUUACAAGACGCACAUUGAUGUGGUACACUUUAGGAAGCUGGAUGCCAAAAGGCUUACAGAAGAUAGUGAAGAGGGGACUGUACAGAUGAGAGAAGAAAGAAUAAAAAUAGUUAAAGAUUUAGCAAAGAAACCUGAUAUCUAUGAAAGACUUGCUCGUGCUAUAGCUCCAAGCAUCUAUGAAAAUGAAGACAUCAAGAAGGGAAUUUUGCUGCAGUUGUUUGGUGGAAAUAGAAAGGAUUUCUCAAACACUGGAAGGGGAAAGUUCAGGGCGGAGCUGAACAUACUCCUGUGUGGUGACCCCGGUACUAGCAAGUCCCAGCUGCUGCAGUACGUCCAUCACCUGGUCCCACGUGGUCAGUACACGUCUGGUAAAGGCUCCAGCGCUGUAGGUCUCACAGCCUACGUUACCAAGGACCCUGAGACCAGGCAACUUGUGUUGCAGACUGGUGCUUUAGUUCUCAGUGACAAUGGUGUGUGCUGUAUUGAUGAGUUUGAUAAGAUGAAUGACAGUACAAGGUCUGUGCUGCAUGAAGUCAUGGAACAACAGACAUUGUCCAUCGCUAAAGCUGGAAUUAUUUGCUCACUGAAUGCUCGGACAUCUAUACUUGCUGCUGCCAACCCUGUGGAAUCUCAGUGGAAUAAAAAUAAAACAAUCACAGAAAAUAUUCAACUGCCACACACUCUUCUCUCCAGAUUUGACUUGAUCUUCUUAAUACUUGACCCACAAGACGAGCUGUUUGACAGAAGGCUGGCUGGCCAUUUGGUCUCUCUUUAUUUCCGUGGGAAAGAUGCAGAAGAAGAAGAAAAUAUGGACAUGCAUAUUUUAAAAGAUUACUUGACAUACGCUAAAGCUUUUGUGAAACCCAAGAUAGGAGAAGAAGCUGGACAGGCAUUCAUCCAAGCUUAUGUUGAAAUGAGGAAGGUGGGGAGUUCAAGGGGACAGAUAUCUGCAUACCCCAGGCAACUAGAAUCUCUUAUACGAUUGGCUGAAGCACAUGCCAGAAUGAGGCUGUCUGAUAAUGUGGAAGUUGCUGAUGUGGAAGAAGCCAGAAGACUGUACAAGGAAGCCCUUAAACAGGCUGCCGUCGACCCUGCCACAGGAAAAAUUGACAUCACCAUCUUGACCACAGGCAUGAGCGGGGCGGCUCGCAAGAGGAAGGCGGAGGUGGCUGCAGCUCUGAAGAAACUGAUCCAGGGCAAGGGGAAGAUCCCAACUCUCAAGCACCAGAAACUGUAUGAGGACUUCAGGGAAGCUCAGGAAUUUCCAAUCACCAAAGAGAUGUUUGAUGAUGCUUUACGUGAACUUCAAGAUGAAGAUUUCCUUAUUGUAACCAACAAAGUUAUUCGACUGUGUUCGCUUUAAAUCAUUUUCUUUGAUAUUUUAAUUACAAA